Messenger RNA from Aspergillus fischeri NRRL 181, 1734 nucleotides. RefSeq names its product S53 family peptidase. Gene Ontology annotation, molecular function: tripeptidyl-peptidase activity; serine-type endopeptidase activity. The record is from RefSeq and is a predicted model, not a curated record. Lineage: Eukaryota; Fungi; Ascomycota; Eurotiomycetes; Eurotiales; Aspergillaceae. The transcript has 3 exons. Gene Ontology annotation, biological process: proteolysis. The coding region runs from base 1 to 1734 and encodes 577 amino acids.
AUGGCUCCAUUCGCGUUCCUGAUAGGGAUACUAUCCCUCUGUAUUUACUGCAUUGAUCUUGGUGCAGCUGCAGAGUCCGGGUAUGCGGUCGUUGAGCAGCUCAGAAAUGUUCCCGACGGCUGGAUAAAGCGCGAUGCAGCGCCGGCGUCUGAAUCGGUCAGAUUUCGGCUGGCUAUGAUCCAGGAAAGAGCCGCUGAAUUCGAGCGAAGGGUCAUUGACAUGUCAACGCCCGGUCACUCGAGCUAUGGACAACAUAUGAAGCGUGACGAUAUCAGGGAAUUCCUGCGUCCUUCCGAGGAGGUCUCAGACAGAGUCCUUUCCUGGCUGAGAUCAGAGAAUGUUCCUGCUGGCUCGAUUGAAAGUCAUGGCAACUGGGUCACUUUCACUGUCCCGGUAUCACAGGCGGAACUCAGAACGCUUGCGUAUUCCGUUCCCGAUGACGUCCACCGUUAUAUUCAGAUGAUCCAACCAACGACCCGCUUUGGACAACCUGUCCGGCAUGAACGGCAACCACUUUUCCAGGGAACUGUUGCUAGCCUGGAAGAGCUGGCGGCGAAUUGCUCCGCAACCAUAACGCCGAACUGCCUUCGUGAAUUGUACGGGAUUUAUGAUACCAGAGCCGAACCCGACCCCCGCAACAGAUUGGGAGUUUCCGGAUUCCUAGAUCAGUACGCACGCUAUGACGACUUUGAAAAUUUCAUGAGGUCGUAUGCACCCAAUAGGACAGACGUCAACUUCACCGUGGUCUCGAUAAAUGACGGUCUCAAUCUGCAGGACUCGUCCCUGAGCAGUAUCGAAGCCAGCCUAGACGUCCAAUAUGCCUACUCUUUGGCGUAUAAAGCGCUUGGAACCUACUAUACAACGGGAGGCCGAGGACCGGUUGUGCCUGAGGAUGGUCAGGAUACGAACGUGUCGACCAAUGAGCCUUACUUGGAUCAACUUCAUUACCUUCUUGAUCUUUCAGAUGAAAAACUUCCCGCCGUUCUUUCAACCUCGUAUGGCGAAGAUGAGCAAAGCGUCCCUGAAUCAUACUCAAACGCAACUUGCAAUCUGUUCGCACAGCUUGGCGCACGCGGCGUGUCGAUCAUCUUCAGCAGCGGUGACUCAGGCGUUGGUUCAACAUGCAUAACAAACGAUGGAACCAACAGAACCCGAUUCUUGCCUGUCUUCCCAGCGUCCUGUCCAUUUGUUACUGCUGUUGGCGGUACCUACGAUGUCCAACCCGAGAAAGCAAUCAGCUUCUCUAGCGGAGGCUUCUCGGAUCGCUUCCCACGUCCCUCGUAUCAGGAUUCAAGCGUUCAAGGCUACCUAGAGCAACUUGGAAGCAGAUGGAACGGGUUAUACAACCCGAGCGGGAGAGGUUUCCCUGACGUCGCCGCUCAGGCCACUAACUUUGUCGUCAUUGAUCACGGGCAAACGUUGAGAGUAGGCGGCACAAGUGCAUCUGCGCCUGUAUUUGCAGCCAUCGUCUCGCGAUUAAAUGCUGCUCGACUUGAGGAUGGUCUGCCAAAACUGGGGUUCUUAAAUCCAUGGCUCUAUUCCCUCAACCAGACAGGAUUCACAGACAUUGUUGAUGGUGGCUCAUCGGGAUGCUAUAUUGGCACCAGCAACGAGCAACUGGUUCCCAAUGCAAGCUGGAACGCAACGCCAGGAUGGGAUCCUGUUACCGGGCUUGGGACGCCCUUUUAUAAUACUCUGGUGAAACUAGCCACGAGCGUUUCAAGUAUCACAUGA